AAAGAAGAAGAUGUUCGCUCGCCAUGUGGCUGACGUGAACCACUGGUAAACACGGAGCUGUCUUUCCAUCAAUCUCAAGACGAGUAGCGUGUGCGGUGUUAGUCAUCAUGUCGUUUUGUUUUAACUUUAACGUUGCAGCACAAACAUCGAACCCGGGUGACGUCGUUGGAAAUGAAUUGGAAAAUGGAAAGAAACAUAUUUCUGCUAAACCCACUGAAAACACAACGAAACCAGCAGAGCCAGUAAAGGAGGCCAAAAAACACCUUCCGCCAUCGGACCCACAGUUCCUCCUUAUGGAUGCUGUGUUUGAAACGGUUACCAUUGGAAGUCUUCCUCCUCUUCACUUCCUCAACGAGACAGUUUUUGAAAAGACGGCCUCGGAGAGAGAGGACGAGGAGAAAAUUCUCUCCCGCACCGCAGAGCAGAAGUCUGAUCUCAUCUCUGGUGUUUACGAGGGAGGGCUGAAGGUGUGGGAGUGUACUUAUGACCUUCUGGAACUGAUUGAGAAACACGGAGAGACGUUCAGAGGGAAGGCAGUUUUAGAUUUGGGCUGUGGUGCAGGACUGCUGGGGAUACUGGCACUGAAGAGGGGAGCCAGACAGGUCCAUUUCCAAGAUUAUAACAGUACUGUUAUUGAACAGCUCACUGUGCCAAAUGUAAUACUAAACUGCCAAGAGGACGAUGAAGUAGCUGGUAGAGAUGACAAAGAAGGCAGGGGAGGGGGGAAAACACAGGAGGAAGGUGGUUGUGAUAAGACGCUGAUAGAGAAAAAGGAGGUAAAGGAUAGCGACCCGCCUUGUAAAAAACGAGCCACAGACCUAUCCCAUCACCCACUGGUAGCCAAGUGUUCCUUUUUCUCUGGUGACUGGAGUACGUUUCUUGCUUUGCUCUUGAAGACUGUUUCACCUCCCAAGUAUGAUAUUAUAUUAACCUCAGAGACAAUCUACAACACUGCGUACUACGCUGUGCUACAUGACACACUCCACGAACUGCUGGCACCAGGCGGACUCGUCUACCUCGCCACCAAAUCUCAUUAUUUUGGAGUGGGUGGUGGACUGCACCUGUUUGAGACUUUUGUGGAGCAGAGGGGGGUUUUCUCUGUGGAUCACCUGUGGGAUGGCGAAGAAGGACUUCAGAGGCAUGUUGUAGCCAUGCGCUUUAAAACUGCAAGUAGCUCUUGAUCAAGUAGAGAGAAAUGACUCUGUCGUCUGAGCUACUAAUUAGAGCAAGUGUGAAUAAAUGUUUGUUUUUUGAAUCAAGCUUGUAUAUUUACUGUUUUGUACAAAGCUUGAGAAGCUAUAAUACAUGAGAGCGGCUGUGGUAAAACAAAGAAAAGCUGUAAUAAAAAUGCUGUCUCAUCUUCA
Molecule: messenger RNA, 1364 nt
Organism: Betta splendens (Siamese fighting fish)
Lineage: Eukaryota; Metazoa; Chordata; Actinopteri; Anabantiformes; Osphronemidae
Gene: mettl18
Product: methyltransferase like 18
Exons: 2
Coding region: 108-1181 (357 amino acids)
Biological process (GO): peptidyl-histidine methylation, to form tele-methylhistidine
Molecular function (GO): protein-L-histidine N-tele-methyltransferase activity
Source: RefSeq, a predicted model, not a curated record